GGAGAAGAGCGUUUUCGUGGCGGCGCUGUGAUGUGACGCAAAUGGCCCCGCGCCGGAAGUCCCGCUGGGUUGAGUUGGUCGGACUUGCCUGCGUGCCCUGUAGGCUGGUCGGGGAGCCGCCAUGGCGCCGAAAGGAAAGGUAGGAACCAAAGGCAAAAAGCAGAUAUUUGAAGAAAACAAGGAUACCCUCAGGUUCUACCUGCGGAUCAUCUUAGGGGCGAACGCCAUUUACGGAAUUGUCAACCUUGGGAUCUUCUACAUAACAGCUACCAUUUGGACUUGGGUUGCCUUUGUGUUCAGCUUGAUGGUCUAUGGGGCUAGUUACCAAUCAAUGAGGUCAAUGGCAAAGCCUACUUUUGCAGAGGGCGGAAGCCUUGCUGAUGGCGGAAUUGAUCUGAAUAUGGAGCAGGGAAUGGCAGAGCAUCUGAAGGAUACGAUUUUGCUUACUGCCAUUGUCCAAGUGCUCAGUUGUUUUUCCCUCUACAUGUGGUAUUUCUGGCUCUUGGCUCCGGGGCGAGCACUCUAUCUCCUUUGGGUUAACCUCCUGGGUCCUUGGCUCACUGCAGAAUCUCCAGCUGCCAAUCAAGAGCCCAACGAGAAGAAACAGCGUCGGCAAGAACGCCGGCAGAUGAAACGGUUUUAGCUGCGCUCCUGGGCACGAACGCCACGCCACCUUGGGUCUCCCAUGUUUAUCAGGGAUUUGAACCAAUCAGAAAACAUCAGGGGAUUUUUUUUCUCUCUCUCUGCUGGCCAUUGCUCCUCUCCUGACAUCUGUUCAUCCUAAGGCUAUAUGGCUUGCAGUGGGGGGGGAGGCGGCGCGAGGGGAGAGCCCCAAGCAAAUGAUUGCUUUUUUCCACCUUAUGGCAGGGGGAGGGGACUGCGGGAAGAGGGCUGCAGAUGUGUAAAUACUUUUCCAAAAUGAUGCUGUAAUAGGAAUCGGAUGAUGAAGGUCUUUCAGUGUUGGUAGCAACGAUGCAUUAAAAAGACACACGCACAGACAAAACCUUUGCCAUGAGCGCGCUUGCAGUGUG
Molecule: messenger RNA, 1031 nt
Organism: Crotalus tigris (Tiger rattlesnake)
Lineage: Eukaryota; Metazoa; Chordata; Lepidosauria; Squamata; Viperidae
Gene: TMEM208
Product: transmembrane protein 208
Exons: 6
Coding region: 122-643 (173 amino acids)
Biological process (GO): vacuolar protein processing
Cellular component (GO): intracellular membrane-bounded organelle
Source: RefSeq, a predicted model, not a curated record